GAGGAGGAGGGCGGAGGAGGAGGAGGAGGAAGGCGAGGAAAAAGGAGCCAGACUCUGACCGCGGGAGAGAAGAAUGGGAGUAAGGAGCAAAAGAGAGCCAAGAAGGGUCACGGCUUCUAGAAAGACUGGGCGCCCUGACACUCGCUCCUGGGGCUUCUGAAUCCCGGAGGGCUUGGCAAGAUCGCAGUGAGCUGGCGAGCCUGAGCACGGUAGCUGCAGAGACUGGGGCAUGGAGAGGAACAGCUCGGGCGGAGCGAAGCUGAGUGCCAGCCACCGCCUGGCAGGGGAUGGGCAGCAGCAGCAGCCCCUGAAGUCCUGUGCCCUGGGCAGCGCAGGCGGCGGCGGUGGCGGUGGCGGCUCUGGUACUGGGAGCGCCCCUCGGGGCCAGGCUGGGGCGGCGGCGGAUCUCGGGGAGCUCCUCCAGAGAGCCCAGGAUUUCAAGAACCAAGGAGCGCAGUGCUACAAGGACAAGAAAUUCCGCGAAGCCAUCGGUAAAUAUCACCGGGCGCUUCUGGAGCUCAAGGGGCUGCUGCCAGCCCUGGAGGAGCGGGACAAGGACAGCCAGGCACCGUCCACCGCCCACGGGGCCAAGCUGGGCCACUUAACUGAGGAGCAGAGCAAGACGGUGGAAGCCGUAGAGAUCGACUGUUACAACAGCCUGGCAGCCUGUCUGCUCCAAGCUGAACUGGUGAAUUAUGAGCGAGUGAAGGAGUAUUGUCUCAAAGUUCUGAAGAAAGAAGGGGAAAAUUUCAAAGCCCUCUACCGGUCAGGCGUGGCUUUCUACCACUUGGGGGACUACGACAAGGCCCUCUACUACCUGAAAGAAGCUAGGUCCCGGCAACCAACAGAUACCAAUGUGAUACGGUAUAUCCAACUGACAGAGAUGAAACUCAGCAGAUGUUCCCAGAGAGAGAAAGAAGCCUUGUAACCAGGAAGCUUCCUUCAGAGAUGGACCCAUGGUGGACAUUGUGCUUCCAGGGGCCCAGCAGGUGGAUUCCCCCUUCCUGGGUUUGGUCCCUUUCCUGCACCUCUCCCAUCUUCCUUCAAAAGCCCCCUUAACUCUUUGUUUACUCCCAGUAUGAAGAGAAAGAGAGAGAGCAAGAGAAGCCAGCUUAGAGCCUGGCCAGUUGCCAGAAAAUGGUCAAAGCUCCCUUGAUGAGAUGAAGCCUGAAGAGGAGAUUUGUAUCAGAGUUGGUGGUUUUCACUGCCGGGAUCAUGCCUUUAAGUCAAUUCAUCUUAAAGUCUUGAGUCUUCACCUUGAGUCUGUAGGCUUGUCCCUUCUGAUCACCUCCCUGAUGGACUAAGCCAUCCCUCCCCAGUCCUAACAGACACAUCUGGAAGAUGGGCACAGAAAGAGCUGGAGACCCCAACCCCCUCCUAGAGGGAUAUAGAUGUGUACACCAAUUUCCUUCCCCCUCCCACACUCCUGUUCUUGGCUCCUGUUGCAUUCUGUGUGCCCCAUAUCCCAAAUCUCUCUUUGGGGUUCUAGGACUCUGUUACAAGCUCAUCUGACACUGAAGCCCCCACUAAAUGCCUUCUCAGUGAACUUACAUCCUAUUUCCACAUAGUAACUUUGAUGGCAGACAGGAGCAGGUAUGGGAAGAUUAGGGCAAGGGAAAGGGUGAGGGAAGGGAGACAGUGAAGCAAAAGCUGAAAAAGCUUUGUAUAAAUCAGGGGAUAAAACUAUGGACUAAUGAAGUGCAAAUAAAAAUAAAUUAAUAGGUGAUAAUUCCUGUCAUUUCUUUUUGAAAUAGCCCCCCCCCCCGACCAUUUUCCCAACCCUCACCCCAUACGUGAAGUCAAGGAUGUACUUACAUGGCACUAGCUGACCUUCAGAGCAGCUCACCAUUUGCUUAGUACCCUGUGCAAUUGCUUGUACUCUGUACUAUGUGUCCUCUGCAGAGGAGUCUACCCCCAGCAUGUGUACUCCCAAUCCAAUCCAACAAGCAUUUAUGUAAAGCACCUACUAUGUUCUAGGACUGUUUUAGGUGCUGGGGACACAAAGACAAAAUAAAAAUAGUCCCUGCCCUCAAGGAGCUUGCAUUCUUCCCUUCCUUAACCUAGGUAUAACCUAGUCAAGAUUGGAUGGAUAGACUUCAGUUGAGUGAUGAGUCCAUUUUUGGAUAGCUAUAAUUGUUAGGAAGUUUUCUCUUACUUUGAGACAAAAUCUGUCUCCUUCCUUCUUCUGUCCAUGGGGCUUGAUCCUGGGCCAAACAAAGCAAAUUGAUCUCUCUCUCAUAUAAUAACCCCUCAAUGUCCACCAUCAAGUUGUGUCUUCUUUAGGCUAAAUAUCCCCUGGCUGGGUUUCUAAGUAUCCUCAUCAUCCCGGUUCCCCUCCUCAAGGCAUUUUACACUUUGACCCUGCUUUCCUUAAACUAGGGUAUUUCGAGCUGGGCUCACUAUUCCAGAUGUGUUCUGAACAGGAGUCAACACAACGUCAUUCUCCCUUCCUACAUCUGGACAUCAUGCCCUAGGAUUGUGUUAGCUCUUCUGGCAGCCAAGCACACUGCUGACUUCUACAGCACUUGUAGUCUACUAAAAAUUGCCAGGUCUUUGUCAGAUGGAUUGCUUUCUGGGCUUAUCCUCCUCACCUUGUAGUUGUGCAGUUGGCUUUUCUGAGCCUAAUGUCAGGACAUUAUGCUUACCCUUAUUAAAUUACAUCUUAGCUUCAGCCCAACAUUCUAGCCAGCUGAAAUCUCUUUGGAUCCCACAUCUUAGAUUCCAUUGCAUUAUUGAUCCCACCCAGCUCAAGGACAACCAUUUCAUAAAACCUGCUAUAUGAUGUGUUUUUUCCAUUGACACCGAUAUCCGUUCUGUCUUUCCUGAUCAUCUUUAUAGCCCACCGAUUCUCAAGCAUUUUGGUCUCAGGACACCUUUACCUUCUUAAAAAUUAUUGAAGACCCCAAAGAGCUUUUCUUUAUGUGGGUUAUAGCUAUCAUAAUUUACUGUAUUAGAAUGGUAAAAAUAGAUAAA
Molecule: messenger RNA, 2973 nt
Organism: Phascolarctos cinereus (koala)
Lineage: Eukaryota; Metazoa; Chordata; Mammalia; Diprotodontia; Phascolarctidae
Gene: TTC9
Product: tetratricopeptide repeat domain 9
Biological process (GO): protein folding; negative regulation of apoptotic process
Cellular component (GO): cytosol; endomembrane system; mitochondrial envelope
Molecular function (GO): protein folding chaperone; protein binding
Source: RefSeq, a predicted model, not a curated record